UCUCUUUUCUAACGUUCGCGCAACGACAUUGACUAUCGAGAGAGCUUUUUGCUGCGCAGGGCGCCUUAACUUACUUAACUUAUUUAGUCGAUUGCAAUUAUAUAAAAAUGCUUAAAUAAUGGUUUCCCAAAUCAAUUUUGCAAUUAAUAAAAGCUAUCAUAACAUUACGUAAACUACAUACAACAAGCGCAGCUAGAGUCCGUUGUUGUUGUUGUUCUGCUGUGUGUGAGAUGCAGAUGUGUAAUAUGUUUUUGUUUUUGUUGCGACGCCAAAUUGCAUUUGCGGCCGAUACGCCGCUCGAUCCUUAAACACGACAUAUCGGAUACAACGGCCACAGCCACAGCCACAGUCAAAAGAACUCCCUGUUUUUUAACUCGUAACCAACUACUAGAGAGCCGCAUCCGCUCCGUGCGUUUACCAAUAAUGCAAAUUCAAUGUAUGCCAAUAUUUCAAGUAAUUUUCGUGCUCUCAACAAUUGUCGCAGUCACAGAUUGUUGUUCGAGCCGGAUUUUACUGUUGCGCCAGCAAACACUGCAAAUUGAGGAGCAUGUCGUCCAAUUGGUAAACCAAUUGGAGCUACAGCAACAACUCAAUCUCGAUGGGCAGCCCUCUGCAACGGAUAUAUUCGCCGAUACAGCUCAAAUGCUACAAGUAUCAUCGGCUCUGGAUAUUGACGGCGAAUUGGCAACAAUUGCGACAACGGAGCGCGAUAGUAACACAGGCAUAGCGUCCUGGUUCCAUGACGAAGAAACAACUACGACGACAACAACAACAGCAACAAAAACUACCAUGCCUAUCACGACCACAAGCUCAGCAGCAAUAUCAUCCACAACAGUGUCAACAACUGUAAAUACAAUGGCCACGGGGGAACCGCCGCCCGAUGAGCGCACGCCCCAACUGGCAACAGACGCCACAAUUUCUGAAGCGGGCGAAACGCUGCAAACGACGACGACAAAUAAGAGAACAGAAGCAACCACCGCAGAAGCAGAAACAGCAACGACAGGAACAGCAGAAGCAACAACAACAAUGACAACAACCAACUCGGAAGACUUGAGCUUUAAGCUGCCCUGCAGCAAUACCUAUAUGAAGUACUUUUGUCUUAACGGCGGUAACUGCUUUCGCUGGGCCGAGAGCGAGAACGGUUUUAGCUAUUGCGUGUGCGCCGUUGGCUUCGUGGGCGAACGCUGCGACUCAAAGACUGAAAACGGAGUAUAUGUACCGUUGCGUCCCAGCACACCCGAGCCCCAGCUGAAGACGGCGCACAUCGUUUUCUCUUUCCCCAUGCUCAUGUUGCUCUCCACGAUUUACGUGCUCUUCGGCGCAAUGUUUGUGUUGCGCAAUGUGUCCGCGCAACGGCGAAAGCAACAACAGUUGCACUUGCACAAGCAGCGCUUUUUCGUCAGCUGUUAAUAGAGCUGUUAAAACAGAAACGGCCGGGCUGCCAACUUGUUUAUCGCUCUUUCACUUUUGUUUUUGUGGUUCGCUAAGGGAACCAACAUUUGACGCGAUUUAAAUUUUGGAAACGGAUUUUUGUUUCACCACUUUGCUAUAAAUGCCACUUGAUGCAUUUUUCCUUUAUCUUCUACGAUUCAUUCUUUCUUUACGUUGCGCAACGCUUUAAUUUAUUUAAUUACAUUAUAAUUGUUUUCGUAAAUUCUUUGUAUUUAGUUGCAAAAAAGAGCGCUCUUUUCUAUAGAAGCUUCAAUUUAAGCUUAGUAGAUUUUGUUUUGUAGUAACAUUUUGUUACGCUAUUAGUAUGUAGCUAAUAUUUAAACUUUAGCGUUAUCACUGUUAUUAUUGAUAAUUUUUUUUCUUCAUU
Molecule: messenger RNA, 1819 nt
Organism: Drosophila navojoa
Lineage: Eukaryota; Metazoa; Arthropoda; Insecta; Diptera; Drosophilidae
Gene: grk
Product: gurken
Biological process (GO): epidermal growth factor receptor signaling pathway
Molecular function (GO): receptor ligand activity; epidermal growth factor receptor binding
Source: RefSeq, a predicted model, not a curated record